Messenger RNA from Morus notabilis, 1442 nucleotides. RefSeq names its product zinc finger protein 511. NCBI's taxonomy places the organism in Eukaryota, Viridiplantae, Streptophyta, Magnoliopsida, Rosales, Moraceae. The transcript is spliced from 4 exons. Bases 91 to 957 code for a protein of 288 amino acids. The record is from RefSeq and is a predicted model, not a curated record.
UGAGCGCAAACUUGAGCUCAACUGAGGGCAGUUGAGUUGGGCUAAUGGGAAAAAAGCCGAAUGCGUAUUCAAACUUAGAAGGCGCAGUAGAUGAUGGUUAAAGAUCCUUCUCAGCCUUCCCGUCUUCCGCUCAAAUAUUGCGAUCAGUGUCCCUUCUUCACCGACAGCGUCAAGACAAAGGCUAAGGCAAACACAGAGGCCAUAUCCAAUUCCGUGGCCAUGGAUGUUGAAGAAACACAACUAGAGCUAGGGUUUCCUUGCUGGAUUCCCGUCCGUCGACGAUUCGAUCCUGACUCUCCUUUCUUUGCUUCUGGAAACAUCGAAAGGGAACUUCUCGCCAAACAGGUUGCACUUGAUUUAACUGAAGAUGAAAAGCAUUACCUUCGGAAUUUUGUGGAUGAAGAUUUCAGGGGAGUUUUCUGUUCCAUUGUUGGUUGUGAUGCACGUCUGACUUCGCUAGAGGAUUUCGAAGAUCAUUAUAACGCACGGCAUACUGCAUCGUGCUCAGUGUGCUCUAGAGUUUAUCCUACAUCGCGACUACUCAGCAUACACAUAUCCGAAGCACACGACUCUUUCUUUCAAGCGAAAGUUGCACGAGGCUAUGAGAUGUAUCAGUGUCUUGUUGAAGGUUGUAGUCUGAAAUUUAAGACCUACAAAAGUCGGCAUCAGCAUCUAGUGGACAAGCAUAAAUUCCCUAGUUCAUUCGAAUUUUUUAAGAAGGCCCAUCCGUCCAAAAAACAGAGGCAGAAACAGCAGCGCAAACAAUCUAUUAACAAGAAGGCAGACGCUUCAAGUAUGGAAGUUGAAAAUGAAGCCAUUGAUGAUCUUGUUUCCGCCGUUUCCAAACUGAGCACUUCGGAUUCACCUUCAUCCAUCAGCUUUGGUCGCCGCCACACUCGUGGUUUAACAUUUGUCCCUCGAGCUGUUCAACGUGACAAAAGGCCAGACUCCACAUGACCAGGAACGAAGACAUAGCAAAGCAUACAAUUCAUUGAGUUCAAUUUUUGCCUUCCGUUACUGUCUUCCUACUGGCAAUUAUAGGGAUGGCUUCUCCAACCAGCUUUAUGGCUAAUUUUGCAGUUUGAGGACAGAAUUUCCAGCUUUAGUUGAUAUCAACAUGGUUAAUCGAAAUCUUCAUGCGAAGCAUCCAUGGGAGAGCAAGUAGCCAAUUUGGAGUCGAUCUGGUUCAGACACUCUCAGUUAUAUGAGUGUCGUUGUGAGAAUGAUGAAUUUAGGAGGAAUUACACCCGUUAUAUUUGAGUCUAAAAAAAUCGUUUUGAGAUUUUGGUCUCUGGUGUGUAACCUUUCACAUUGAUUAUAACCGUACCAUAUGGCUUCUGAUUAAAGUAAAACACUUUGCUAUUGUUUGAAAUGGCAUUAUUCAAUUGACCCACACCUUUGUAUAACCUAGCAGAGUUUUUGUUUUGUUCUCUUAUCUAUCC